CAGACCCUGUAAUGGUACACCCCUAUUAUGGCCUUGCAUGGAAGCAUCAUUCAUUGAGGAAGAGGUGUUCAGCACAGAAAUUGGUGGCCACGAUGAUGAGGAGUUGGCACAAGAUGAAGGAAAUGAGUCAUCAGUCAAACGAAUAAGUGUGGAGGAUGCUAUUCAUCAAGGAACUGUCUGGAAACUCGUAUACAAAAGUAGGGUUAAUGUUCAGAUUCUUUAA
Paramuricea clavata is the source of this 223-nucleotide messenger RNA. The record is from the annotation of a GenBank genome assembly. NCBI's taxonomy places the organism in Eukaryota, Metazoa, Cnidaria, Anthozoa, Malacalcyonacea, Plexauridae.